This is a messenger RNA of Sinocyclocheilus rhinocerous, 2475 nucleotides long. RefSeq names its product protocadherin alpha-C2-like. The transcript is spliced from 5 exons. The coding region runs from base 62 to 1366 and encodes 434 amino acids. NCBI's taxonomy places the organism in Eukaryota, Metazoa, Chordata, Actinopteri, Cypriniformes, Cyprinidae. The record is from RefSeq and is a predicted model, not a curated record. Gene Ontology annotation, cellular component: plasma membrane. Gene Ontology annotation, molecular function: calcium ion binding. Gene Ontology annotation, biological process: homophilic cell-cell adhesion.
AUUGGCUCAGGAUGGGGGUAUCCCACCACUCAGCCGUGUAGCCACUGUCUACAUCUACAUAAUGGAUCAAAACGACCAUGCGCCCGAGAUUGUGAGUCCUCCAGCCAAUGGCACACGCUUAACAGAGACAGUUCAGAAAAAUGCAGAGCCAGGAAGUUUGAUCACAAAGGUAGUGGCCUAUGAUGCAGAUGCAGGACAGAACGCAUGGGUCGUCUAUCUGCUGGACCAGGCCAGCGAUCUGGAUCUCUUUAAAGUUCACGAACACACAGGAGAAAUUCGUACCACGCGGCGCGUCCUUGAAGACAACUCCACCUCUUUCAGUCUAACUGUACUAGUAAGGGACCAUGGCGAACCACCUCUGUCAUCCACCGCUACAAUCAACGUCGCUGUCAUGGAGGUGCCACUAAAAGUCACGCCUGACCCCAAACGAAUUAUCCGCCCUCACAGCUCUCUCUUGUUUUCCAACGUGACAUUAUACCUCAUUGUAGCCUUGAGCGCCACUACCUUUGUGUUCUUGGUGACAGUGGUUGUGCUGGCUAUCGUGCGCUGCCAUGCCUAUUGCAGCCAGCCCGGGUCCUGUUCGCCCUGCUGCGUGUCCCAGAAGGCCCAAGCGGAAGGUGGCUCAGGAGGGGGAGGCGGAGGUGGUGGUGGUGGCUCUCAACCCAAUAACAAUGUGGUGCUUAGACGAGACCUCAAGGUUGAGCCUCAUCAUAUUGAGGUCCGGGGUAAUGGCUCUCUGACCAAAACCUAUUGCUACAAGACCUGUCUGACUGCUACUUCGGGCAGCGACACGUUCAUGUUCUACAACACGGGCCGACCCAUCAGUGGCACCUGGGGCUCCGAGCGCUUUUUUACAGGAGGGAGCGGAUUUGUUCGCAGGCUUAGUAUGCCAGAUGCAGCACUACAGCCCAAAGGACCAAAUGCUGACUGGCGUUACUCUGCUUCGUUGAGGGCAGGAGUGCAGAGUUCUGUGCAUAUGGAGGAGGCAUCAGCUGUGAUGCAGGGAGCGCAAGGCAUGCUGGUCCAGAACUGGCCCACAGUCUCCAGUGCAGCAGAUGGGGAGGGAGAGGGACAGCUGUCCCCUCCUGUUGGAGCUGGAAUCAACAGUAACAGCUGGAGCUUCCGCUACGGUGCAGGCCCCGGCUACGGUCCUCCACAAGCCCUGAAGCCGGGAGAGAUCCCCCCUGAAGCCUUCAUUAUUCCCGGCUCUCCUGCCAUCAUCUCCAUCCGGCAGGACCCAGGUGCCGUUGAUGAUAAGGGUGAGUUCAUCACCUUCGGAAAGAAAGAGGAGUCUAAGAAGAAGAAAAAGAAGAAGAAGGAAAAGAAGGACAAGAAAGAUAAAGGAAAAGAUGAUGGCGAGGAGUAGCAAAGAACGUCCCACUACAAUAUUACAGCUAUUAACUUAUGUUUGUAGCAAAUGCUGACAGAAAGAGAAAACCAAAAAUACUGAAAAUGUAAAGAGAGAAGUUCCUUCUAUAUACCUUAUUUACCAAUUCCAGUUGAAGAAAGAAGAGAAAUUUAAAAUUAACCCUGUGAACCUGUUACUCUGAUUGGCUAUUUUUCUAGUUCUGGCGCAGAAAUUAAACAGCGAUGUCCAAGAAAGAACUCCAGUCUGCAAAAUGCAAACCAAGCCCACUCGCACCUUGUAAAUGACAUUUUCAACCACAAUGAGGGAAGUCCCUCUCCUCUUUUAAAAGUAUCAAAUGAAUCCAGUUAAACUGGAUAUGAACUCAUGCCAUACCAAGAGUUUUCUCUAACUCCAUCCCUGCCUUCCUCCCUCAAUGUCAAAUGGGGAAGAAACAACCACCCCUGGCCCCGCCUCACUCCUUGAUCCGCUGGAAACAAAAAGACACUACAACUUUAUCAGAAAGACCAGUGUCUGAUUUCUAGAGGAGAUCAAAAAUAGACGCCUACAGAGAUGGAAAUGUAGUAGCGAAAUCACUUGCUUUACACUCACAAAUACGUCCUAGAACAGGGCACAGAGAUCUCUAGUGCUUCUGUCCUGCUCCCAAAGUAAUGCUGAAAUCUCAGAAUGAUGCUUUACUCAGUAUAUUUUCUAAGAGCAAGUAAAUCUCAUCUUAUACAGUCCACACCCAUGAUUUGUAUGAAUACAAAUCACAAAUUGAUGUGUGUUCUUGCUCUCUAAUGCAUAACACACUAUGAACAGGCUGUCCACAUGCUGUACACCUAAAAUCACCACAGGACUGAAGCACAACAGCCUCUCAAAAGUCUGUAAAAUAGCAGAAUGAAUACUUGUGGCUUCAUUUCAAAACACACCCACUUCCUUUGCUGCUGUUUUUAAUGUUUGAUAGAUGUCAUCCCACUUCUUGACAGCUUUAUGUCUUAGUCCAGCUACUUGUCCUUAGCUACUGCUUGUAACUUUCGCAUAUCUGAUGUUGCCAACCUCCCUUUAUCUGGUGUGCAUUGCUGGCCCCAUGUCAGUACUGCCCCCUGGUGGCUCGUAUUGUACAAUGU